Messenger RNA from Arachis ipaensis, 1213 nucleotides. NCBI's taxonomy places the organism in Eukaryota, Viridiplantae, Streptophyta, Magnoliopsida, Fabales, Fabaceae. The record is from RefSeq and is a predicted model, not a curated record.
UUCUGUUACUACAACAACUACAACCUCUCUCAGCCACGCCAUUACUGCAAGAAUUGCAGAAGGUAUUGGACCAAAGGUGGCGCCUUGAGGAACAUACCCGUUGGUGGUGGAACCAGAAAGACCCACAAACGUUCUUCUUCAUCUUCAUCUUCCACUUCAAAUUCAUCCAUCAAACGGCCUUCAUCAUCAUCAUCAUCACAACAAGCCAAUUCUAUUACUACUCAUAGUAAUAAUAGCGUUAUUUGUUCCGGGUCUGAUUCGACCCGGACUUGCACCGACCCGGUUGGUCAAGAUCAGAGGGUGUUGAACAUUGGUGGUAGCUUUAGUUCACUAUUGGGAAGAGAUGGACCUUUUGGGGGGAUUUUAGAGGGUAUAAAUUCAAAUGGGUCAGAGCUGAAAAUUGGUGAAUUUGGUGGUGGGAUUGGGAAUGUGGGUUCUGGAUUGGUCGCGAAUCCGGAUUCAGGUCGAAACCCGGGUUUGGAUAUUCAGAAUAAUGGUGGUGGUCAUGGUUGGUCUGAUCUUGCAAUAUACACACCUGGGUCAAGCUUUCAGUAGAAGCAGAAUUGAAAGAGAGAAAGAAGAUUUAAAAAAAAGUUUGAGCCUUGUAUGGCUUAAUCAGGGUUUCUUGAUUGUGUUUGAUUAGUGUUAUAUAUUUUUAAUACAGAUACUAUGGUUAUUUUUUUAAAGGGUUAUAUUAUAUGGUUUUGGUCAAGAUUAUGGUUAUGGUUGGUUGGCAUCAUGCUGUGGAGGAUCAUAAUUCAGGAGGUUACUAAAGUAGCAUCCUCUAGGUAAUGGCCUUUUUUUUUUUCGCUUUUCUUUUUAACUUUUGUUUCAUUUUGGCAUGGUUGUGAUUUGUGUUGCUAAAAUUUAUGAAUUGUGGAAACUGAAAAGAAAACGGUAUAGAGAAGCAAUUAAUUUUUUCUUCUUCUUCUUCUUUUGAGCGGGGUAUUUAGUUUUGGAGGGAUGUUAAUGCUAUUGGAUCAAAUGCUUGUCAUUUCAUGUAAUUAAUUAUUUGGUAUGUGUUUUUGGCAUAGCUUUUGAAGCAUCCAAGUAAGUGAUUGUUCAUUAUUUAGAUAUUUGAGGGAAUGUGAGGGAAGAUCUUGGAAAAAUCCAAAAGUACCCUGUUUUGAUGUUAUGUCUUGUUUUGUACCUUAUCAAUGGAGCUUGAAAACAAACACACAUGGUUCAAACUUCAAUGUUCAAAGUUCAAACA